AUGGUUCGGCUCAGAGUGCGGACUCAGGUUUUGCCCAACUUGGAUCGAGUAGGUUCUAUUUUACUCUCAUUUUGAUUGAUUUCACUUCAGUAUGCCUCGGCGUUGUACUUGAGAGCUCAGCGUCUCCGAUUUUUGCUAUUUUUGAUCGUUGUGACCGUUUUUAUCGUCACAUUCUGGCCAAAACGCGACGAAACGGGUCAAAUGUAAGUCUAGCUUCCCUUUUUACCCAAAAAAUGUUUUUUCCCAUGAAAUUCCAGCUGCAAGCCCGAUUUCGAAGCGAUUUCCCAAAUUCUCCCAGGGCGCGAGCUGCCGACAUCGAUUUUUUCUCUAUUCUCUUUUUUCAGCCUUCUGAUUGAUCCACAAUGUCUACCUCAUGUCGAGAAAAGCGAGCCGUGCCCAGGCCCGGUCCAAGUCGCCUUCACCGGAGCUGCACAAGAUGUUUACAGCGGAUAUAUCAACUUGGACUACGAAAUGCAAGAAGUUUAUGAUCUCACCACCAGUAUCACGUUUAUUCCAACCAAAGCCUUUGCGGAAAAGGACAAAAAAGCUGUCCCGCACGUUUUACCACGGUAAGCACCAUCUACAACUUUGUUUUUUCCUUGUUUUAGACGAAUUUUAUAUUACACUAGAUGCGCAUGAUGUGGAAGUUGAGUUUUGGCAGUUUUUGGACAAAAUCCAGUCGGAAAUUUUCAGAUUCGUCAUCAAGAAGUCCGCAGAAGUUGCUGUUAGUCUAAACGGAGUCUUGAAAGUGCUGGAAAUUGCCGUUCCAGUUGGUUUGGAUCAGUUCCUACGAUUUUGGAAAAAUGGCCGGAAAAUUGAAUGUCUGGGUGAUCUGGAAAGGCCAAAUGGAACCGCACAUGAUGUGAUUAAUAAUGCCGCGUUUGGUUAUGAUAAGUUACGGCAGAGAGCGGAUAUUUAUGGAUCAAAUAUCUUCUUGAUUGGGAAGAGUCUAGAUUGUACGUUUUUUUAUUGUUUAUGUGUAAUUUUAGGGCUAAAAACGAUUUGUUUUAUCGGUUUAUGGCCUCUUACUUUGUUUGAGAGUGUUUCUGAUGAUUUGACGAAAUGUCAAUUUUUUGGACGAAAUGUCACAAAAAUUAUUGGAUUUUGUAAAACACUCUGAAAAUGUGUUUUUGAUGGUUUUAUACUCAACAUAGGCCUCGACACGUAUUUUAAAAUUGAUUUUGCCAAAAAUAGAGCCAUUUUUUAUAUUACACUUGGCUUAUUUCCAGCCUGGUAUCGAAAAUGUCGCCUGGAUUCGCCUCUUCAGGUCGGAAUUUUUGAAGAAGAGUUCUACGACUAUCUGUUGUAUGAUAUAUCACGGCAGUUUGCUGUGAGCAAGGUGGUGGGCAAACGCGACGCCUCGCUUCAACUGAACAUUGAUGUAGACGGAGCUUCGAUUGUCCUCAACCUGUUGUAUAAAAAUUCGGAUGAAGAGGUGAAGUUCGUCGUGGACGACGAGAAAACGCACUUCUUGCCCCGCUAUCAUGAGUUUUGCUCCACUUCCAUAUCAGGAUUUUUGGUCACCGUGCCUUGUGAUGUCUCGAAGGGAAAACGUGCACUCUUCGAAGCAGUUUUUUGA
This is a messenger RNA of Bursaphelenchus xylophilus (pine wood nematode), 1579 nucleotides long. The record is from the annotation of a GenBank genome assembly. Lineage: Eukaryota; Metazoa; Nematoda; Chromadorea; Rhabditida; Aphelenchoididae.